Messenger RNA from Scleropages formosus (Asian bonytongue), 2529 nucleotides. Its product is annotated as zinc finger protein 112. Gene Ontology annotation, molecular function: DNA-binding transcription factor activity, RNA polymerase II-specific; sequence-specific DNA binding. The coding region runs from base 79 to 1500 and encodes 473 amino acids. The record is from RefSeq and is a predicted model, not a curated record. NCBI's taxonomy places the organism in Eukaryota, Metazoa, Chordata, Actinopteri, Osteoglossiformes, Osteoglossidae. The transcript has 4 exons. Gene Ontology annotation, cellular component: nucleus. Gene Ontology annotation, biological process: regulation of transcription by RNA polymerase II.
GUCUGUUUUAGUCGGUUUUACUCAGUUGUUUGUCACUUUUUUGUGGGGGAGGUAAAGAAUGAGAGGGUCUCCAAAAAGAUGCAUGAAAUGAUGAAUGGUUACUUGUAUAUUUCGUUCUUCCAAGGUCAGCUAGAAUCUGUCCUGGAGCAGGUUGUUCAGCUCGCGGUUCAGGAAAUAACAAAGACCGUCGGGACCAGCUUAAACUCUAUGCUGCUGGAAUCGGCCGCCAAGGACCAGGAAAACCAGCGAUUAAGGUUAAAGCUUAACUCGCAGCACUUUGACUGCAAGGACACUGGAAAUUCCUCCGCUCAUAGUGAUAAUGAAGAAAAGCCGACAAGCGAAGAGACGAAGCCUCCGCUCAAAGCUAAGAACUUUGAAAACGCACUGGAUAUGGACGCUUACAGGCUACAGCAGAAAAAGCAAGUUGUUGAUCAGUUAAAGACUGUGAUGGAGCAAGUGCUGAAAUUUGCAGUUUCAGAAUUAACAAAGAUCGUAGAGAACAGCUUUGAUGACCUGGUUCUGGAAUUGUUGAAGAAGGAAAAAGAGAACAAAACCCUUAACGAAUCUCUGGCAAAGGAGGACAAGACUCAUGAACAAUGUGAUAAUAGAAGAGCUAAGUUUCCAGAGAGCCACUCGACAUCACUCAGCUCUGUAAGUCAGAAGAAAGAAGCAUGUCAGGAACCACAGAGCAAUCAAGAAAAUGGAUCUGAAGUGACGCAUGAAGUGACUGGGAAGCACUCUGUUCUCUCUGUGGCUCAAAACUGGGUCCCUAUUCUGGACAAAGUCUUUGACCAAAAAUGGUGCAGUGACCUGUGGCAGAUCAAAGAGACUCCUCCAAAGAUUCCCAACCCAGACUGUUUUGUUCACGAGGACCCGGACUCUCAUUCCAUCAUCGAGCAAGAGACCACAUCAGGUGAGAAGGAUGUGGGUCAGUCACCAUGGCUGCAGUUAGACCAGACAGUAGAGGAAUCUGUGUCAGCCAACUCCCAGGGAACUUUGGUCAUCAGCACCACAGGGAGCUCCACCAUGCCUGUGCACCCAUCUACUGCUACAGAGCAUAGCCACCAUUCCCCUGGUGAUGAUGUCCAGCUCAAAUCCCAAUCCAUGCUCCACAGACUCCUAACACUGCCAUCACAAGGACUCAGUGAACUGCUGUGCUCCAACAGUGACAUUAGCCUUCAAACCUUUCCAACACUGGCAGAUACAUCAGUAACUCAAGAGUUCUUGGGAGAUGGGGAGUUACCUACCAAAAAUCAUUCUUCACCCCUUGGGAAAAAGGAAGAAGGAGUACUUGAGAAUGUGGAGCUCAGAGGGUCUGUGGAGAAGAAGAGCUACUCCUGCAAACACUGUGGGAGAAAAUUCAACCAGCAGCCCAUGAUGAAGGUUCAUCAGCAGACACAUGGAAGUUCGGUAGUGUGUUGCUCACUGUGUGGAAAGCGCUUCUCCCAGCCAGAACGUCUUCAGACACAUCUUCAAGCUCACACAGCUAAGCAAACGUGAAAAUUUGUUGCUGGCAUAUUCACCUCUAUGUCAUAUAUGUACUUUCUUUGCAUCACUCUGGUUAGUUCACUAAAAUGAAGAAUUGUCUUAGUUUGGAGUUUGAAUCACUGGUAACACCUCUCUCACAUGUGCGAGGUACUUAAGUGCAAGUUAAGACGAAGCCUUGGCUACAGGAAGAACAAUGAUUCAGUUACUGAAAUAUAUAAAUUCGCUAAUACAAGACAGCUAAAUAGAGUAAUUUUUUCCAUAUUCCAUUCUGCACACGUACUCAUAUUGAAAAAGUAGUGUAAAUACGAGCAUGAAAAACAUAAAUUGACAAAGCAUAAAGUGAUUUUAAUACUUUGUCAUAAAUUGCUUUCCUCUGUGAACUAAAACAAAUCUUUAAUUUCUUUAUAGCUGAAUAUUGAAUGUCCCAUGUUAUUCACACAAACCCAUUUUAUGCCUAAAAGUGUAACGGGUAACUUAAAAGUAAUUUAGCUUGUUGGUCAGUCAUUUUUCUUUCGCUUGUCUUGGAGAGGGUCAAGGUGUAAAUGAAAGUGUUGAUUUAAUUAAGAUAAAAUUGUCAGUCACUGCUAGAACUUGCAAGAAAAGAUGAUAUAACCAGAUGUCAGUGGCAGCAUGUUUUGUAGUUUGGUGCUCUACCUGUUACCACAGGACAUGGGAGCUGUGAUAAGGAAAUCAAACCUUGACUACUACAAUCUAUAAGACUGUCAGACAUAUUCUGGAAUUAAACAAUUGUAUAUUGAUUAUAACGAAUAUUCAUUCUUUUUUUAACUAUUUUAAUAGAAUUGUGUCUCCUGUGUGCUUCAGAUCUGGAAAAAAAUAUUCUUGAGCAAAAACCAUUCAAAACCUAUUUAUAUCUCAACAGUUAGAAGUGAAAUGGUUAGAGAAACAAUGCUCACAUUUCUUUUGAACAAUUAGGGGCUAUGCCCUCCCCCCCAACACCACACACUGGCUGCAGCCAUUUAUCCCAAGUGGGGUUGCGGCAAGCCGGGGCCGGAGCCUAACCCGGCAACAGAGGGUGCAAGG